This is a messenger RNA of Penicillium griseofulvum, 1452 nucleotides long. RefSeq lists its product as uncharacterized. The coding region runs from base 1 to 1452 and encodes 483 amino acids. The record is from RefSeq and is a predicted model, not a curated record. Lineage: Eukaryota; Fungi; Ascomycota; Eurotiomycetes; Eurotiales; Aspergillaceae. The transcript has 3 exons.
AUGGCGGCUAAAAGUGGUUCUGGGGCUGAGGCAUCUGGGCUGGUCAACACCCUCCAGGGCCAUGUCGAUGAUAUUCGCACUCUGAUACAGUGUGGUAUAUGCAUCCGUCCCCUCUACGAACCGUUUACUAUCGCCUGUGGACACACUUUCUGCUACUCAGUCCGGGCUGUGGUGCAGAUGUUCACAGGUCGAGCUGAGCUUUUAGACAAAGGAGAAACGACUACGGAGCAUUCAAAGAAUCAAAGAGACGAAGCGGAAAAACUAGAUCAGGACAAGGCCAAUAGUCAUCCAACCGAAGGAGGUCUGUUCGGGGGUCUUUUCAAGCCAAAACCUCCCCCGCCCAAACCUGUCAUUGACAUUGAGGACGGGGUGGUUCGAUGUCCGCUCUGCUCGUGGGAACUUGAAGGGGACAGUUGCGGAGGAUGCGGCUACAGAUACCGGCCGGAUUCCGAGGAGACGGACGACAGUGACUCAGCUGACUUCAGUGAGACCGACCUAGACUCUCUGGAUGACGACAUAGAAGAGGCCGAGGACGAUGAGGGCGAGGGUGAGCCAGGGGAAUUUGACCACUUCGACGGCAUCGACGACCAUGAUGGCGUUUGGGGCAACUUUGCGCUUCAGUGGUAUCGGCACCCCUUCCCUGCGCGCCCUAACUGGCCUCCAAGCCUCGGUACUGGCCAGCUUUUCGACCGGCUCGAAGAUUUGAUGGAAAGCGGACCUUUCAUGCUACCAAUGCCCCCAGGGGGGCCCGUGAAUCAUGGAGAGCACCACACCCUAGGUAACACCAAUGGGAGUGAAUACGACGACGAAGAAGAAGAGGAGGAGGAGGAAGAAGAGGAGGAGGAGGAGAAUGAGUAUGACGAGACAGACUCAUUCAUCGAUGCCGAAAACGACCAUCCGCCUACGAGUUCCUUCAUUGAAACUGACCAUCGUCUCGGGAGUGGCGAUAUGUAUGAAUCGGAAUCAGACCGUUCCACUGGUACCGUUGUGGAUGAUGCUCAUGGCCCGAUUGGGCUCAAUUACAGAAACACCACACCUUCCUUUGACGAUGAGGCUUCUGAUGAGGAGGAGGAAGAGGAAGUUUCAGUGGAAUCGGAUGAAAGAGAGGUGGCUGAUGAAGAGGAGGAUGAGCCUGAAUCUGACGAAGACGCAAUCCAGACUGCGCCGCCUCGUCGUGUUAAUCGACAAUAUCCACGCCAGUCACCCUGGUUCCAAGCCCCCAGCGAUGCUCCAUGGCUUGCAGCCAGGCCUCCAAUACAAAUUCCCGACUCGUCCGAAGAAGAGGAAUCUUCGCCACCUGUUAGGCCUGCGAGAUCUAGUGCGCGCCGUUCCACCCAGCAGGGGACCGCUCCUCAGAAUGUGAUCACACUCGAUGAUUCCGACGAAGAUCAGCCUGUCGGUCCAGUGAGAAGAGCGACACAGAGAAGACGUGCAAGAUUUUCUCCAUAUUAA